UUCUUGGUUCGCCUCUUUCCGAGAGCGGAGUGGAAGGCAAGCAAGCGAGGCGGGCGGUGGCUUGGCGCUCUGUGUGUCCGGCUUGUGGGCGUGUUCGGAGGCUGGGAGAGCGAGCGGGCGGGGAUCCUCCGCUGCCGCCUCCUGCUUCUUCCCGUGCCUUCAAGUCUCCCUCCCUCCCUCCCUCUCUCUCCGGGGCCAUGCAUCUCCUCCUGGAGGUGGAGGCGCGGCGAUGACGAGGCGGCGGCGGUGGCAGCCCCCUCGAAGGCGGCGAGGGCGGUGGGCGCUGGGCUUGGCGCUGUACACGCUCCUGGUGCUGCUCCUGGCCUCCUUCGUGGGCAGGGGCGGGAAGGGGGAGGAAGAGGAUGAGCGGGGAGGGUUGCCGCGCGUGUCCCGGGGCUGCCCGAGCCCGGAGGCGGCACUGGGCGAGUGGGGUUGGGGCCAAGACGAGGAGGAGGCGGCGGCGAGCAACGGGACGGGGAACGGGAGCCUGGCGCUGGAGCCGGCCCUCCGCCAACGCCAGCUGUACCUGCACGCGACGUGGCGGACGGGCUCGUCCUUCGUGGGCGAGCUCUUCAACCAGCACCCGGGCGUCUUCUAUUUGUACGAGCCCAUGUGGCACCUCUGGCAGGCGCUGUACCCGGGGGACGCGCGGAGCCUCCAGGGAGCCCUACGGGACAUGCUCCGCGCCCUCUUCCGCUGCGACUUCUCCGUCCUGCGCCUCUACGCGCCGCCCUCCUCCUCCUCGGCCUCGACGGCGCACAACCUGAGCACGGCGUCGCUCUUCGGCUGGCGCACCAACAAGGCCAUCUGCUCUCCACCGCUCUGCCCCGGGGCGGCGGCUCCACGCGCGUCGGUGGGGCUGGUGGACGGCGCGGCCUGCGAGCGGCUCUGCCCUCCUCGGGGCCUGCGGGAGCUGGAGGCCGAGUGCCGCAAGGCGCCGCUGGUGGUGGUGAAGGACGUGCGCCUCCUGGACCUCUCCGCCUUGGCCCCGCUUCUCCGCGACCCGGGACUCGACCUGCGCGUGGUCCAGCUCUUCCGCGACCCGCGCGCCGUCCACAACUCCCGCCUCCGCGCCAAGCGCGCCCUCCUCCGGGAGAGCCUCCAAGUCCUGCGCAGCCGCGGCGGGAUCGGCCUCGACAGGCCCCCCGCCCGGCAGCCCCCGCCGCGCGCCGAGUCGCUCCUCAGCGGGGCGCUGGAGGUCAUCUGCCAGGGCUGGCUGCGCGACCUCCGCCUCCAGCGCGCCGCCCCGCCGCCCCUCCGCGCCCGCCUGGCCCGCCUGCGCUACGAGGACCUGGUGCGCGACCCCCGCGGGCAGCUCCGCCGCCUCCUCCGCUUCGCCGGACUGCCCUCGCCGCCCGCCCUCGAGGACUUCGCCCUCGACAUGACCCGGCGGCCCUCCGGGGACGCCCCCCAAGCCCCGCCCGCGCCCUUUCUGGUCUCCGCGCGCGACGCCCGCCACGCCCUCCGCGCCUGGAAGGAGCGCCUCAGCCAAGCCCAGGUCCGGCAGGUCGAGCGCGCCUGCGCACCCGCCAUGCGGCUCCUCGGCUACCCGCUCAGCCAGCAAGAGGAGACAGGUAGGUUAAUCGACCAGCAGCAAACUUGUGACAGAGGAGAUGGAAGAGCAACCAUGCAUUGCAGAGACAUUGGAGCCCUCGGUAAAUUGCAACUACUGCAGGUUCUGCAUGGCAAAAUGACUUCUGACUAGCUUCAUGGAAAUGAAUUUCAGUGUAAAAACAACUUCCUGAAAGGAAAGUCACAUGAUACAUUGUAACUGUGGGCACUACUUGUGAUCACUUCUUCUCUCAAUUUCAUCAUGUCAGUGUAUGUUCGGUUUCACAUUCUGCUGCUGAUGAAAAGACUUAUUUUUAUUGAACAAUGGCCUGCCAUGUCAAUGGAUACACAAGAGUGGUGUUUUGAUUAGGACGUCUUAUAUUGCACUUAGAAUCAUUAGGCACACCGUACAUUUCACAGAAAGAAGACUUCAACACAAUACUUAGAUUGAGAGCCAGCAUGUUCACUAGCUUGUUCUCACUAAAUUGUUGAAAUGGCAGCAACUACUUGGUCAUUCCAACCGCAGAUCCAAUUUUAUAUAUUUUUAAAAAGUAUACUUGUCCUUCUUUCCCUCCUUAUCUUUGCCUUUCUGCUUUUCUUAUAAGUUUACAAACAAGACAGCAAAUGGGUGUUGUGAAUGAAUCAACAAGUGAAGACCACAGAUGAUCUGAAAACAAGAGAGAGAUUUUUGUUGAACGAUAUCUGUUUUCAAAAUAAAACUUUGGGCUUUAACCAAGCUGUCAAAACAGAA
Messenger RNA from Anolis sagrei ordinatus, 2302 nucleotides. It is a transcript of the gene CHST7, whose product is annotated as carbohydrate sulfotransferase 7. Lineage: Eukaryota; Metazoa; Chordata; Lepidosauria; Squamata; Anolidae. The record is from RefSeq and is a predicted model, not a curated record. Gene Ontology annotation, biological process: N-acetylglucosamine metabolic process; carbohydrate metabolic process. Gene Ontology annotation, molecular function: chondroitin 6-sulfotransferase activity; N-acetylglucosamine 6-O-sulfotransferase activity. Gene Ontology annotation, cellular component: trans-Golgi network; Golgi membrane.